Messenger RNA from Podospora pseudocomata, 1480 nucleotides. RefSeq lists its product as uncharacterized. The coding region runs from base 374 to 1480 and encodes 368 amino acids. The transcript has 2 exons. Lineage: Eukaryota; Fungi; Ascomycota; Sordariomycetes; Sordariales; Podosporaceae. The record is from RefSeq and is a predicted model, not a curated record.
AUUGUGAUGUGGUGUGCUGCCCACGGGGGGCAAUUUGGUGGUGUGAAAAAGGGAAAAACUAUCGCGGUAGCAUUGGCUGGGGUCGGGUUGGUGCACGAGGCGCAAUUGACGGAGUGGGCACCCAACUCACAGGCGACUGACGAUAGCAGCGACGACGGCGACGGCGACGACGAGGUUGAGCUCCAAAAAUUCGAGCAGCCGAAAUGCAUGGGUUGUGGCAGCCGGUGCCGGUUGCCCAUGGUUGGGUGUCCAGGAGCUUGGACCACCCACUCUCUCAGGGACCCUUGUCUCUCACUCAUCGCGACUCUCAUUCAUCGACGACUUACACCUUCUUUCAACUCAUCUUUUUCAAAACAAAAAAAAAACAGCCAAAAUGAUACCCCCUAUUGACGAUCUGGUUCUGCAGCAAAAUCCCGAAUUUGCAGCUCUUUACACCACCCUCACAACAGUCAUCCUCAAUCCCGAUGCCUCCACACGAAAAGACCCCAAGGCCAAAAAGCGAGCUGCGGUGAGAAAGGAACUCGACACCCACCGGCUCAAAACAGCCAAACAUCACCUCCUCAUCAACGCCAUCUCCACCGCCCACCCAACAACAGAACAACCACCCCCUCCAGCCCAAGAAAAACCAUCCCUCCUCCGCCACCGCUCAACCCGCUCCCGCUCCGAAUCCCAACCCCUGAAACCAUCCGGUCCCCUCCCGCCACCCCUCCCCCUGGCCCAACCAAAACCCCCUCCCCUCCCUCAGUCCCUCCUCGACCUCCUCCUCCUCCUACCCCCCCUUUUGUCCCCCAGCUCCCCCAUCCCUCCCCCCCAGCUCCCCCUCUUGCUAUCCUCCCCCCCAUUCUCCCUCCUCCCCUCCCACGUCCCCCUCCUCUCCUCGUUCUUGUCUCAAACCCUCCACACCAGCGCCUUAACCCUCGCCCGCCUCUCCCAACCAAACACCAACCCCUCCUUCCUCCACCGCUCCAUCCCUUCCCUCCCAGCCUUCACCCUCACCCAGCUCGAAACCCUCCACCACAAGAAAUACUCCCUCCUCCGCUCCCGCCUCUCCCUCGCCGUCUCGGUCAGCAACCUCCUCGAUCAGCAAAUCCUCAUCCUCUCCAAGCUGAUCAGGUCCCUCGAGGCCAAACACGGUCCCAUAUCUCGAUGGCUAGAAUACUCGGCCUCCGAAAGGGCCCUCGUCGCGCAGAAGCAAGAGCUCGAGAUCAAAUCUGUCAGUCGGGCGCUCAAAAAAGAGGUUUACAGUCCAGAAGUGGCCACGGCGUUGGGGAAUUACUCUCGACAUCUGAGGGAUGCCAAGUCGCGGCUAGAAGAGAGAAUCAAGGGGCUGGAGGGGCAGCUGGGGGAGUAUCACCACCAAGACGCAAGCACGGAAAGGGAAAAGACGAGGAAAAUGAGGGAAAUGGCGAGGGUGUAUGCUGACAUGGGGAGGCAGUUGGACGAGGUCAGAAAGGAUUUGGAGAGGUUGGAUACUGCUUGA